CCGCAAGUCCUCUCUCCACCCACCCUUUUUUAAUUUUUAGGUUGUUCCAUCCAUCCUACCUCGUCGCCCCCCUCGCCCGCUCUCAUUCAAGCAAAGCUGCACCGUGCAAAAAACAAAAACAAAACUCUAGCAAAAGAGGGGCGAUGGAAGAGUCUUUAAGAACGCGCUGCAAAGUUCAUGGCAACUCCCUUUGCUCCCAGCAAAGCGUGCCUGGCGAUGCAGCUUUGUUAUGGGGAGACGUUGCUUAUUAAUUUAUUUAUUUGUUUGCUUGUUUACUUGCUUGCAAGGGGUUCCAGGGUAGGAUUAUGGUUUUUUGCAUGGGCGGGAUGUUUUUUCGCUUAAAGGAGGGAGGAGGACGCCGGAAGGGUUGCUGGAAUGGUGGGACAGAUUGCGCACAGCCCGGCAGCGAGGAGGGUGCGCGCGUGUUGCUUACUGCUGUUGCUUUUCCGUAAAAUAAUACUUUGCUCCGGCAAGGUUCGGGUUUCCUUUGGCCGUUCUUCCACCUCGGUUUCUGUAACUUCGUUGUCUCCGCCCCCCCCCCUCUCCUCUCUCCUCCACCCGCUAUAUUUCUUUUUCCACUUUUCCAUCCAAGUUGGCUAGACGGGCGAGCUGUGCGCAACUUCUUGGAAAGUUAGGAUGCUCUCCUUCUCCUCCCGCCCGCCCCGCCCCCCCAACCAAUCUGCACCCGCUAUGGUUUUGGAUUCACACAGAUAAGAGGGGAGAAAAUUCCCUACCCCACCCCAAUCCUCUUAGGUUUAUGCCAGGGAAAGGCUUCAUUUGCUUUUGUUCACGUCAGUCUCCCUGGACAAAUUCACGCAGGGAGAAGGCUAUCAAGGCUACUAGCCAUGAUGGCAGUGUGGUGUUGAACUGAAAAGUGCAGAAGAGGACAGAGAUGCAUUGGGGCAUCUGAUUGGCCGCUGUGAGAAUAGGAUGUUGGACUUCUAAGAUGGGCUGUUGGCCUGAUCCGGAAGGCUACUGUUAAAGGAACAGAUAUGGGUGGAUGGGGAUUUCCAAGCUUCCCAGAAUUGCCUUGGGAGUAAAGGUAAGGUAUAUGUGAGGUGGGGAUGUUGAUCUUUGAGAUUUUGUUCUUAGCCAUUCCGGAAAGGAGUGCUGCAUGUGGAAGGUACAGGGGUCAGCAAACUUUUUCAGCAGGGGGCCAGUCCACUGUCCCUCAGACCUUUUGGGAGGCCGGACUAUAUUUUGGAAAAUAAAUAAAUGAACGAAUUCCUAUCCCCCACAAAUAACCCAGAGAUGCAUUUUAAAUAAAAGCACAUAUUCUGCUGAUGUAAAAACACCAGGCAGGCCCCACAAAUAAGCCAGAGAUGCAUUUUAAAUAAAUGGACACAUUCUACACAUGUAAAAACAUGCUGAUUCCCCGUCUGCAGGCCGAAUUUAGAAGGUGAUUGGGCCAGAUCCGGCCCCCGGGCCUUAGUUUGCCUACCCAUGGCUUAGACUAGGCACCCCCAAACUGCGGCCCUCCAGAUGUUUUGGCCUACAACUCCCAUGAUCCCUAGCUAACAGGACCAGUGGUCGGGGAAGAUGGGAAUUGUAGUCCAAAACAUCUGGAGGGCCGAAGUUUGGGGAUGCCUGGCUUAGACUGUCAGCAGCGUCCCAUUUUUAUUUGCAUGCCUCAGUUUCAUGUGCUGGAUUUUGCUGGUGGCUGUUUCUUCGUCUGUUUCGUUGCAAGUACUUUUAUCCCACUCUUCAGUUGCGGGUGGGGGAAGACCCCAAAGUGGCUCUCAAAGUUCAGUCGUAAGACAGUGCUGUCAUGUUGACAUCCUAAAAGGAAAGGCACAAAAGGAAAAGGAUUUGGAGGGAGGACAAAGAAAACAAACUCGGGCACUCAGUUGCAUUUUGGGUUAGCUUGUUUUUGUAGUUUUAAGAUUAUCGUUUUCAGAGGCUGCUGCUACUGCUGUCUUGCUGGUGUGGAAGUGAGAGGGUUUGCUCAACAGGUUUAACCAGAAGUAUUUUUUAAAUGCCUAAAACCUUGCCUUGUGCAACGUCGUCAAACUAUGGAUAUUUACUCAAGAAUAGGCAUUGCUGUGUUCAAGGGGAUUUACUCCCAGAGCCACCCUCUUCCAGGCUGCAUAACGAGGAUUUCCCAAGUCUCCAAGCUGGACACUCUCCUUUGAGUUUCGACAACUUCGUUUUGGAUAUUAAAUGUAUCAGAAAGUAGACUCCUCGAAACGCUUGAGCAGCAGCCCAGAAUGUACUGGUGCGUGGGAACGGAGGACUCUGAGGACGACAGCAAGAGAGACAUGGCGGCACAAGACGAUCCCAUGGGCAUGGGGGGCAGACAGUCCACUGCUGGGGGUCUCUCCAUUGGCCAGGAUCCAGCGACAGAGACUGUGGAGGGCGCUUACAGAGGUGGAGAAUUCGGCAGAGCCCAGGAACUGAUUAAAGCAGCUUGUCAGGAAAACAUCUCGGCAGUGGAGAAGGGUCUCCUCUUGAGUCUUUCUACUGCCUAUGGGGACCUUGAGGCCGUGAGGUAUUUGCUGAAAGAAGCAUGCGUGGCUUUGCCCCUGGAACCCAACGACGAUAACCCAGCUGUUGUGGCAGCAUAUUUUGGGUAUGCAGACGUUGCUAAAGAACUGCUGGAUUCUUUACAUGCUCCUGCAAACAUGUUGCAACUCCUGAACUGGAUGUUGGCCAUUGCUUGCCAGCAGGGCCACCUCGACGUAGCCAAGCUCUUAGUCCUGACAUACAAAGCAGACCCCGACAGCUAUGCCUUGAGAAAGAACGAGUUUGCAGCUCUGACACGAUUGCCACUCUAUGCAGCUAUGAAAGCAGGACAUGAAAAGGUUGCUGCCUUCUUGCUUGAGAAUGGAUCCUUCUUUUCUUCCUACGUCCUGGUGGACUGCCCCAGCGCAAGCAAACAAGUUCUUCGUAAAUAUUUUGUAGAAACAAUCAAGUUACCUGGGACUGCCCCAGCAAAGACAGCCCUUUCUGUGAACUGGUCGAACCUUGGGCUUCCUUGGGUGGAUCUCGAAUGGCUGAUAGACAUUUCCCACCAGAUAACUGAGUUGGACCUCUCUGCCAAUUGCUUGACCUCCCUCCCAUCUGUUAUCCCUUGGGGGCUGAUAAACCUCCAGAAACUAAACCUUGCUGAGAACCGGUUAAACAAACUGCCUGACGUACAUUCUUCAGAUGGAAUCAUCUGCACAAAGUUGCUUGAGAUCGACAUUUCCAGCAACAGGUUCCUUAUUCUUCCUUCUGGAUUCCUGCACCUUUCUAGACUCCAAAGGCUUGUGGCUUCCAAAAAUUAUCUUGAAAAGUUAUUGGAUGCGGAGAAUGCAGGUAACUGGAUUGGAUUAAGGAAGCUGCAGGAGCUGGACAUCUCUGACAAUAGGUUGUCAGAGCUGCCCACCCUCUUUCUCCACUGUUUGAAAUCCUUGAAUGUCCUGAAUGCAUCCAGGAAUAACCUGAAGGUGUUUCCUCAGCCAUGGGCCUGCCCCUUGAAAUGUUGUAAAGCCGCUAGAAAUGCAAUCGAAUUCCUCCCAGAUACUUUGGCCGUUUUCUGGAAAAAUCAUCUCAGGGAAGUGGAUUUUUCUGAUAAUUCCCUGAAAGAAGUUCCCCAGUGUCUCUUCCAGCUCGAAGCACUGGUGUCCUUGAAACUCUCAGGAAACCGGUUAGUCACAUUGCCUUCUCAGGAGAAGUGGACUUGCAGGCAGCUGAAAUCGCUUGAUCUCUCGAGGAACCAGCUUGGAAAAGCUGGCGAAGGGUGCAGAACUAAGCGGAUUUCAUUUUUCACUACAAGGAGCAGAGCACGUUCUGGCACCGAUUCGGGUUCCAACUUGGAGUUUCCUGAAUUCCUGUGCGAGUCUCUGGAAGUCUUGUGUCUCAAUGACAACCAUCUAGACUCUGUUCCGCAGUCAGUCUGCCUUCUGAAAGGCUUAUCAGAGCUUUACUUGGGAAAUAAUGCCGGCAUACAAGAACUUCCUCCUGAACUUGGCCAACUGGUUAAUCUUUGGCAGCUGGAUAUUGAAGAGCUAAAUAUUGGCAACCUCCCUGCAGAGAUCAGAAAAGAGGGGCCCAAGACCAUUUUAGCUUACCUGCGAGCCCAGCUACGCAAAGCAGAGAAAUGCAACCUGAUGAAAAUGAUUGUGGUGGGUCCUCCGCGCCAGGGCAAGUCUACACUGAUUGAGAUCCUGCAGACAGGGAAAGCUUCCCAUUCGAUGCCCAGCGAUGGCACCAUCCAGACUACAAAGUGGGAGCUUCAGAGACCGGCUGGACUCAAAUCUAAGGUUGAUUCAGUUGAGUUUAACGUCUGGGAUAUUGGAGGCCCUGCCAGUAUGUCGACAGUCAAUCAGUGUUUCUUCACAGAUAAGGCAUUGUAUGUCGUCGUCUGGAACUUGGCACUGGGGGAAGAAGCUGUUGAAAAUCUUCAGUUCUGGUUGCUAAAUAUUGAGGCCAAGGCUCCAAAUUCAGUUGUGCUGGUAGUGGGGACACACCUUGACUUGAUCGAAACUAAAUUCCGCGUUGAACGGAUCGCCACCCUGAGAGCAUACGUCCUGGCUCUCUGUCGAUCUCCUUCUGGCCCGAGAGCCACUGGCUUCCCGGACAUCACAAUGAAACACUUACAUGAGCUCUCCUGCAGGACUCUGGAAGGCCUGGAUGGGCUGCGCCAGCUGAUCUACACCAUCACUUGCCAUAUGAAGGACGUUGGGAGUUCUAUUUGCUCACAGAGACUUGUUGGGAGAUUGAUCCCAAGGAGUUACUUGAGCCUCCAAGGAUCCAUCAUAGCUGAACAACUGAACAGAAGUCAAAACGACAACGUACAGUAUCUAACAGACAAGGAAAUAGAGCAAAUCGUAGAGAACACUCGAGGCAAUGACAUCAAAGACUAUGAAGACUUGCAAUCUGCAAUCAAUUUCCUGAUCGAAACAGGGACACUGCUGCACUUCCCAGACACAAGUCACGGAUUGAGAAACCUUUAUUUCCUCGACCCGGUUUGGCUGUCGGAGUGCCUGCAAAGGAUCUUCAACAUCAAAAGCUCAAAGUCAGUUGCGAAGAACGGUGUGAUCAAAGCGGAGGACCUCCGGAUGCUCCUGGUUGGGACGGGGUUCACCACACAGACGGAGGAACAGUAUUUCCAGUUCCUUGCCAAGUUUGAAAUUGCACUGCCGGUAGCCAACAACAGUUACCUCCUUCCCCACUUGCUUCCUGCCAAGCCAGCCCUCGAUAUCCAUGGCUUUCGCCACCGGACAACCAACACCAUCCAGAGGGUGUUCAAGAUGAGUUUUGUUCCCGUUGGUUUUUGGCAAAGGUUCAUAGCCCGGAUGCUCAUAAGUCUGGCAGAGAUGGACCUCCAGUUCGUUGAAAACAAGAAGACGGGCAAGAGCAGGAAUAAGAGAGCCGCUGUCUACAGCUUCACAGGCACACAGCGCAACAGAUGCAGCACUUUCAGGGUGAAAAGAAACCACACCAUUUACUGGCAAGAGGGGCUGUUUGUCACCUUUGAUGGAGGCUACCUGAGUGUUGAGUCUUCCAACGUAAACUGGAAGAAGAAGAAAAGCGGCGGCAUUAAAAUCAUCUGCCAGUCAGACAUGAGAGAUUUUUCAGCAAUGGCUUUCAUCACCGAUCAUGUCAAUUCUCUAAUAGACCAAUGGUUUCCAGCACUCACAGCCACAGAGAGUGACGGGACUCUGUUAAUGGAGCAAUAUGUCCCUUGCCCAGUUUGUUCCACCCCUAAAAGGCAAGAAGAAAAAGGCAGCCAGGAAACGGAAGACAUGCAAUACUUCAACAUGGAGGAUUGUGUCCUAACCGCCAUUGAGCUGGACAGCAUCACCUGUGCUCACCACCCAGCCAUACCUGUCCCUUUACAGGAACUGGUCCCUGAGCUUUUCAUGACAGAUUUUCCUGCCAGAUUGUUUCUAGAAAACAGAAAGCUAGAAUACACUGAAAAUGAAAACAAUGUUCUUGGCCAAGGAGGAAGCGGAACGGUUAUAUAUCAGGCGCGGUACGAAGGGAAGCCAGUGGCCGUGAAGCGAUUUCAGAUUAAAAAAUGCAAGAGUUCUGCUGGUUCGGCUACAGACUCCAUGUUGAGGCACCUGCAGGCCAUGGAUGCCAUGAAGAACUUCUCCGAGUUCCGCCAGGAAGCCAGCAUGCUCCACUCACUGCAGCACCCAUGUGUCGUCUCCCUGAUUGGGAUUAGCAUUCACCCACUCUGCUUCGCCUUAGAGCUGGCUCCUUUGGGCAGCCUCACCACCGUCUUGUCAGAAAGCUCUAAAGGGGCAUCCUUUGUGCCACUAGGGCACAUGUUGACCCUAAAAGUAGCCUACCAGAUAGCAGCAGGCCUGGCCUACCUCCACAAGAAGAGCAUCAUUUUCUGUGACCUGAAGUCAGACAACAUUCUAGUCUGGUCUCUAGAUGUGAAGGAAAGCAUCAAUAUCAAACUGUCUGACUACGGGAUAUCUCGACAGUCCUUUCACGAAGGCGCUCUGGGAGUAGAGGGCACACCAGGGUACCAGGCCCCGGAGAUACGACCUCGGAUUGUCUAUGAUGAAAAGGUGGACAUGUUUUCCUUUGGAAUGGUGCUCUAUGAGGUGUUGUCUGGGCAGCGGCCUGUGCUUGGCCAGCACCAGCUACAAAUUGCUAAGAAGCUAUCCAAGGGGAUCCGACCUGUCCUGGGCCAGCCCGAAGAGGUACAGUUCCAUCAGAUGCAGGCGUUGAUGAUGGAAUGUUGGGACACUAAGCCCGAAAAGCGCCCAUUGGCCACCUCUGUGAUAGGACGAAUGAAAGAACCUACUUUUGCUACGUUCAUGUACCUGCUGCCAUGUGGGAAGCAGUUGUCCUUCUUCUCUUCCCAAGGGGAAGAGUGCACAGUCGUAUUCUGGGAUGGGAAAGAAGAUGCAAGGAACUACACAGUAGUUAACAUAGAGAAAGGACUGGUAGAAGUUGCAAGGAUGAGCUGUCCAGGAAUGAAGCUGUGCUGCCAAACGAAAGUUCAGAGUUAUCUAUGGACGGCCACAGAGGAUCAAAAGAUUUACGUGUACAGCUUACAAGGCAUGUGUCCUCUAAAGGUUCCACAAAAGGGUGUGGACACUCCAGCAGUUGUCACUUGUUUCCUUGCAGUCCCUGUCAUAAAAAAGAAUGCCCACCUUGUCCUGGCUGGUUUAUCAGACGGACUGAUAGCUGUUUUCCAAACGUCACACGGUAUCCCCGAGGACGGCUGCUGCUACCUCUGCUCCCACACGGCUAACCGCUCCACAUUUAAGAUCAGUGACAACGACGCCCGCCAGAACCCUUACCCCGUGAAAGCGAUGGAGACAGCCAACAACGGGGCCGAAGUUUGGUACAGCAAUGGCCCUGGGAUCCUCAUCAUAGACUGUGCAAGCAUGGAGAUUGCCAGGAGGCUGGAGCCCUACGAACCGCCGUCCACGGUUGUGUCCAUUGUGUGCAGCUCGGAGUGCAACGGGGAGGAAGUGGCCUGGUGCCUGGAUGACGCAACCAACCUCCUGGUUAUGUAUUACACAGCCACUUACCAGCUGUGUGCAAGGUACUUCUGUGGGGACUGCAGCCCCUUGAGGGACAUGUUCACUAUUCAGCAGCCCUCGGCCUUGAUCCCCGCUGAGCUGGCUACAGACCAGAGCCCGGAGGCCAAGAGCAAUGUUUCGGCUGAUGUGGGGAUCCUCCGCAGCCAAGAGCUUGGCAUCCAGAUAUUAAACCACCAGGACUCUCUGACGGACUAUUGCUCUGUGUCCUCUUUCUCCUCCUCAUCGGUCAACCACUUGACGAGGUCCGCCUCGAGCAUGCUGAGCUCCCCUGCAAGCUCUUCCAGCGCUCCUUUCUCAACAGACUGUGAGGAGCCCGACAUGACGCAGGAGCCUAAGACUCCCUGCGAGGGGCCCGACAAUGAUUUGGAACCAGCCAGCACCCACGCUGGCUGCCUCCAGGCUGUAAGGAUCCUCCCUGUGAAAGACCUCCUCUGGAUUCCCAGGCGAGGCGGAGAUAUCAUUGUGAUCGGCUUGGAGAAGGAAGCCAUCUCUCAGCGGGGGAGAGUCAUAGCAGUUCUGAAGGCGGCAGAGCUGGCCCCUUAUGGGACACUGGUGGAUGCUGCUGUACUGACCAAGGACACGGUUGUGUGCUGCUUCAAGAAUGAGGCCACAGAGUGGUGUUUGGCCGUCUGGAAGAGCUGGGGUUCCAAAGACUUUGACAUUUUCUACCGGUCCUAUGAAGAGCUGGGAAGGCUGGAGGCUUGCAUGCGAAAGAGGAGGUAGCAGUUGUGGCGGAGAGGCAGAGACUGGGUGCUCAGCGAACGACAGAAAAACUGACACACCGUUUCAGUUCCCAGCAAUCUCCGUGUAAGGAUCUCCAAGGACACUAGGCGUUUGCUGUUCAAUUUUGCUGCUAAAGGACAUUCUAGGUGGCUUCUAGCCGUGAUGGUGAUGCUGUGCCACCACAGUCGGAGGCAGUAUGUCUUUGAAUACCAGUCGCUGGAAACCUCAGGAGGGGAGAGUGCUGUUGCGCUCAUGCUUGGGGGCUUCUCAUAAGCAUCUUGGUUGGCCACUGUGGAAACAGGAUGCUGCACUAGAUGGGCCAUUGGCCUGAUCCAACAGGGUUAUUUUUAUGCACUUAGGUGGUUCCCCACCCCACGUUGUCUACAAUGCAUUUGGAUUUUCAGCUAGCUAAGCAAUAGUCAGUGGGAAGACCACCCCCGCCCUUAAUCUAUUCACGCACGCAUGUGGAUAUGCGCAGCAAGCUUUGUCUUCCAAAACACAGAGGGUGACCCCAAAGUCACACAUCAGCUUCCUGAUUCCAUAGCAAUAAUAAGGCACAGAAUACUGCUGUAGAUGGAGGUAGCUUCUUCCUAAAAUUAUCCAGAGGUUUUGGUCUGAGCAGCAGUACGGAGGGAGAGAGACGAAUCCCACUUUUGAUACUGUUUGCAAGCUUCAGGAUGGACAUACUGCUUCGUUUCUAAUCCGUGCAUGUCACCAAUGUUCCCGGGAGUGGGUGGGGCGGUGUUGGGAAGUGGUGUCCAGCUUUUGUUGCAGAAUAGCAAAAGAGUGCCCCAGUAGAUGGCAAUAAUGCCCAUCACAGAACAACAGAUAAAGCAGAAUGAUGUGUGGACAGUCCAGUAUAAACCCACCGUUAAUGCACUAUUACUGCAUCAAUGCCACAUUGCAGAAUAUGCC
This is a messenger RNA of Zootoca vivipara (common lizard), 9134 nucleotides long. Lineage: Eukaryota; Metazoa; Chordata; Lepidosauria; Squamata; Lacertidae. The record is from RefSeq and is a predicted model, not a curated record.